Magallana angulata is the source of this 1133-nucleotide messenger RNA. RefSeq lists its product as uncharacterized. The record is from RefSeq and is a predicted model, not a curated record. NCBI's taxonomy places the organism in Eukaryota, Metazoa, Mollusca, Bivalvia, Ostreida, Ostreidae. Bases 1 to 1014 code for a protein of 337 amino acids. The transcript is spliced from 14 exons.
AUGGAGAAGAAUAAUCAAACUCAAAUCGAAAGGAGAAACAGAGGGCAGGUCCAGAGGGAUUUAUUGGGAUCCACGCCAUCUUGGGUCGCCAGGUUCACUAAAUUCCCUCUCCAAAAGAAAGCCCCCAUGGACCAACCAAUGCAAGUGAAAUUGCUGAAGAAUAAAGGAAGGAGAGUGGUUGAAAUGGAGGAACUAUUGAAGUAUCAAUCCGAGACGCACACCAAAAAAAUCAAAGCACAAAUGACCCGAGUUUUUGGAGAGCUUAUGACAUGUCACGUUCAACAAUGCAUCAAGAAAAACAAAAAAAGAAUGGAUGAAGUUCUUCAAGAGCUUAUGACAUUUCAUGAUAAGCAGAAAAUACAUAAGAACAAAGUACUAAUGCGUGAAGUUUUUACAGAGCUAAGGACAUUUCAUGAACAACGAAAGGCUGAAAAGACCAAGGAGCAAAUGCGUACAGUUUUAACAGAGAUAAUGAUGUUUCAUUCUCAGCAAAAGAUGAGGACGUCCAAGAAACUCAUGACUACAGUUUUUGCAGAGCUAAUGACUUAUCAUGCUCAGCAAAGGACUAAGCAGAUCAAAGAGAAAAUGCGUCAAGUUUGUGCAGAACUUAUGACGAUUCACGCUCAACGUGAAGCACAAACAGACAAGAUGAUGAAAAGAAUGCAGUUAGUGUUUGACGAGCUACUGCAAACUAACACUGAAAGGAAAAAGUUGAAAUUAUUGGAGGAGGAGGAGGAGUUCGUACCGAGAAAGCUGUUCCUGUUCAACAUCAUCAGUUUCAAGCAAACCGAUGAUGACCAUCUACUCCAGGGUCCGAGGUAUCCAGACCUAUCAAGCCUUGUGGCAUCAGCUGAACUUGAACUACCCCCAGAGUCCUUAUAUGGUGCCUGCUACGUUGUUGAUGAUGAAAACAAAGGCGACGACGAAGAGAAAAUGGAGAUUCCAUCAAAUAAUUUGGAGAAGAAAAAGAAUGGAUGGAGAAGAAGAAUUAGAAAGUUUUUAGGAUUGAAAUAGACAAUGAACAACAUUGAGCAUUGGAUUUAUCAUAUCUGUUAUAUAUUUCUAUAUUGUCGGCUACAUCUCUGUACUUUUGUGCUUUUAUUGUCAACGUUCAAAUCUACAAGUUAAAGUGA